Cadophora gregata is the source of this 591-nucleotide messenger RNA. RefSeq lists its product as uncharacterized. The record is from RefSeq and is a predicted model, not a curated record. NCBI's taxonomy places the organism in Eukaryota, Fungi, Ascomycota, Leotiomycetes, Helotiales, Ploettnerulaceae. Bases 1 to 591 code for a protein of 196 amino acids. The transcript has 3 exons.
AUGCAUAUUCUCGUUCUUUCUCUACUUUACCUCCUCUCCGGCGUCCUGGCUUCUCCUCAAGGCGGGCCAUUGAGCGGCCUCUGUGGCAUCCCCUUCCUCGAGUCCAUUACUUGCGUCAACGGCGGUAUCAUCGGCUCAAACCUGCCCAUCAAAGACCUUACCUGCAAGUUCACACUCGCAGCCACCAGUGUCGGUGGUCCCAAUACUCCAUACGCAAUCCAAGCGUCCGAUCCCUCAGAUCCCUCAGUCAUGGGGUUCGGCAUCGCCGGCCAGACUCUGGACUUCGAGAUACACAGGGGCGUUCUUUCGUCGCUAAACGGCGUUCUUCGUGCAACGCCAGCUAGUGAAACCAGUGAAAAGUUCAGUGUUGCGAACGGAGGUAUUGUCCCGGAUUUGGCGAUCAAGUAUAAGUGUCUGAAGGACCUGCCGACUUUGAUUGUAGUGCCCGAGGCAGGAGAAUUCUUCGCAAUCGAUCCGAGAGAUAAGGGAACUUAUGAUGAGGGAUCCUGGUAUUCUGCUGCACUAGGAGAACCAGACCAAUAUCACAAUUUCAAGGAGAUCGAUGUUAUGGUCAGCCUCAUCUAUUCCUAG